UUGUCCACGGACCCGCGCGCGGCGCUCGGUUCUCCUCACGUCGAGCAGAUCUUGAGUGUGCGCGCCCGCAACACGACGACCCAGUGAGCGCACCAGCAGAGAGCCCGAGACGGAGCCUUGAUCUCCGGUUCUUCUCCACGGGAACCAAGCCUCUGGACCGCUCCUUCAGCGAGGCUGUCAGGGAGGAGGAAGAAGAAGAAAAAAACAGAUUGAGGCAGGAAAGAGAGAGAGCAGGUUCUGGUGGGCUUCUGCGGGUUCCUCUCUCUCUCGCUCUCUCUCUCUCUCUCUCUCUCUCUCUCUAUCUGGUUUGAGGAGCCUGGCGGGCGAUGCUGCUGGGCGGGGACUGUGCACCUUUUGGCGGCAGAUGAUGAAGAUGAAGUCCUCUUGGUUCUGAUGAUGCUGCUCUCCUCCGGAUCCUCGUCGCCCGGGAUGCUGCUCCCCGCGAGCCUGGAUUAUAGAUGAUUUUUGUGGGCAUUCUUUUUGGCUUUCAUCGGCGCGGAGGAGGAGGUGUCGGCGGAGGAGGAGGAGGAGGAGGAAGAAAAGGUGAAGCCAUUUGAACAACUAGACUGACCACUGUUGUGUUUUCGUAGCCAAGUACGCGCAAUCACGCCCAAAAUCAGUGAGCGACGCCUUGGUGAGGAGGGGGAGGAGGGGGAGGCGGAAGAGGAGGAGGAGGAGGAAAAAGGAGGGGGGGGGAUGCCGCACCGUCCAUCAUCAAAUAUCAACAAAUGUCACCAGGAUUUUGGGGAAGCCCCCCUCGCUCGGCGCGCUUGUAACCCGAGUGGCGCAUCGACGCUCGGCGAGCGCGGCCGCGUCCAACAUUGCGCAUCAAUGAAUUAUUAAAGAUUCCUCUCUUAUCUUUUGCUAUUUUUGGUCCGGCGGAGUGGGGGGGAAAUGGGUCUCGGCGUGGGGGGAAAAGCCAACUGCGGAUGCUGUCAGGAUGCGGUAGGCUGCUGAGGAGGAGGAGGAAGGGGGGGGGGGGCCCACGACGCAGUCUCCAGCAAGCACAGAAGAUUCAUCUAUGCAUCUUUAACAAAUGGAGUGUUCUCGUUGUGGAAAUGCAGGAAGUGGUUGCUUCUUCUCUCGUUGGGCUUAAAAUGACAUAAACUCAACCCCCCCUCACCUAAUGGAGGGAUCUUCCCGCCGCUGACAACCAAAAGGAGAGCAUCUUGACAUCUUGGAUAGGAGGAGAGCCGCCAAAGGAAAUGGCGCGCUUUGGAGACGAGCUACCCAACAGGUAUGGGGGCGGCGGAGGUGGCGGUGGCGCCAGUGGACAGGGGGGUGCCGGCCGUGGAGGCAGCCGCCAGGGGGGGCCCCCGGGAGCGCAGCGGAUGUACAAGCAGUCCAUGGCCCAGAGGGCCCGGACCAUGGCCCUGUACAACCCCAUCCCCGUGCGGCAGAGCUGCCUGACCGUCAACCGCUCUCUCUUCCUCUUCAGCGAGGACAACGUGGUGAGGAAGUACGCCAAGAAGAUCACCGAAUGGCCUCCCUUCGAGUGGAUGAUCCUCACCACGAUCAUUGCAAACUGCAUCGUGCUGGCGCUGGAGCAGCACCUCCCCGACGGCGACAAGACGCCUCUGUCUGAGCGAUUGGAGGACACGGAGCCCUACUUCAUCGCCAUCUUCUGCUUCGAGUCGGGGAUCAAGAUCCUGGCGCUGGGGUUCGCCCUCCACAAGGGCUCGUACCUGCGCAACGGCUGGAACGUCAUGGACUUUGUGGUCGUGCUCACUGGUAUUUUGUCAUCAGUGGGGACUCAGCUUGACCUGAGGACACUGCGAGCUGUCCGAGUGCUCCGACCUCUCAAAUUGGUGUCCGGAAUUCCCAGCCUGCAGGUGGUGCUCAAGUCCAUUAUGAAGGCCAUGAUCCCGCUGCUGCAGAUCGGCCUGCUGCUGUUCGUGGCCAUCCUCAUGUUUGCCAUCAUCGGCCUGGAGUUCUACAUGGGGAAGUUCCACACCACCUGCUAUGACGAAAUGACAGGUGAGAUCGUGGACGAGCUGCCGUGCGGCACUAAGCCACCGUCCAGAAUGUGUCCCAACGGCACAACAUGUCGAGGCGGCUGGAUCGGGCCCAACUACGGGAUCACGCAGUUUGACAACAUCCUAUUCGCUGUGCUCACCGUCUUCCAGUGCAUCACCAUGGAGGGCUGGACCGACAUGCUGUAUUACAGCAACGAUGUGGAGGGCAGCUCGUGGAACUGGAUGUACUACAUCCCCCUCAUCAUCAUCGGCUCCUUCUUCAUGCUCAACCUGGUGCUGGGUGUCCUCUCAGGUGAAUUUGCCAAAGAGAGAGAGCGCGUGGAGAACAGGAGCGAGUUCCUCAAGCUGAGGCGGCAGCAACAGAUCGAGCGCGAGCUCAACGGGUACCUGGAGUGGAUCUGCAAAGCAGAGGAGGUGAUUCUGGCGGAGGAAAACACCACCGGGAACUUUGAUGGUAACGCAUCAUCAUCCUCUCCUCUUUCUCACUGCAAGGAUGUGAGCACCUACAUUCUUGCUGUCAUCACGCUAGGUUCCAGACGAAGGCCUACCAUCAAAACCAAGAACAAGACGGAGCUGCUCAACACGGAGGAGGGCGAGGACAGCAUGGGCGAUGCUGUUGGUUUCGCCCGCUCCAGCAUCAAGAGCGGCAAGGAUGGCUCCACCUACAGCAAGAAGGAGCGACGGCUGCGAUUUUUCAUCCGAAAGAUCGUAAAGACGCAAGCGUUCUACUGGACAGUGCUGUGUCUGGUCGGCCUCAACACCAUUUGUGUGGCCGCCGUGCAUUACAACCAGCCCGAGCUGCUCUCUGACUUCCUGUUCUAUGCAGAGUUUAUCUUCCUUGGUUUGUUCAUGUCUGAGAUGCUGAUCAAGAUGUACGGUCUUGGAAUUCAGCCAUACUUCCACUCCUCAUUCAACUGCUUUGACUGUGUGGUGAUUGUGGGCAGCAUCUUCGAGGUGGUUUGGGCCACCAUCAAACCCGGCACAUCCUUCGGGAUCAGCGUCUUAAGAGCGCUCAGACUUCUUCGAAUCUUCAAGGUCACCAAGUACUGGGCUCCUUUGCGCAACCUGGUGGUGUCGUUGCUGAACUCCAUGAAGUCCAUCGUCAGCUUGCUCUUCCUCCUCUUCCUCUUCAUCGUGGUCUUCGCCCUGCUGGGCAUGCAGCUCUUUGGCGGACAGUUCAACUUUGAGGAAGGAACGCCGCCCACUAACUUUGACACGUUUGCGGCAGCCAUCAUGACUGUGUUUCAGAUCUUGACGGGAGAGGACUGGAACAUGGUGAUGUACGACGGCAUCGAGUCUCAGGGCGGGGUCAACGACAAGGGGAUGGUUUUUUCCAUUUUCUUCAUCGUCCUCACCCUCUUUGGCAACUACACGCUGCUCAAUGUCUUCUUGGCCAUCGCUGUGGACAACCUGGCCAACGCCCAGGAGCUCACUAAGGACGAGGAGGAGCAAGAGGAGGCGGCCAAUCAGAAGACGGCGCUGCAGAAAGCUAAGGAGGUGGCUGAGGUCAGCCCGCUGUCGGCCGCCAACCUGUCCAUUGCUGCCAAGGAGCAGCAGAAGAACCACACCAAGGGCGGCAAGUCAGUGUGGGAGCAGCGCACUAGCGAGAUCCGCCGGCAGAACCUGAUGACAAGCCGUGAGGCACUCUACAACGAGCUGGAGCAGGACGACUGGAAGGUGGGAGAGGAGGGAGAGGAGGUGUCGUACCCACGAAAAGGACGUGGGGACAUGAAGACCCACUUGGACCGGCCGCUGGUGGUCAACCCCCAGGACAACCGCAACAACAACACCAACAAGACCCCGCCGGGUCAGCUCCCUCUAGACCUAGAGUACAGGCAGCAGGACCUCGACCACAGCCACCGUGCAGCCCACCACCAUCACCACCACCACCACCACCACCAUCAUCAUCACCACCACCAGAAGGCCGCUGGACCUGAAACUCCCGGCCAGCACCAACCUGCAGGAGGAGGAGCCAACGUGGACCAAGAGUCCAACAACCAGGAGGCUCGACCUGGGGAGGAGAGGCACGGCCACAGGAGCCACAGGGGUCACCGGCACAGAAACAGGGAGGGCAGGGAAGCUCUCAGCGUAUCCCCCCGCCACUGCGGCGAUGCCAGCGAGGGCAGCAACGAACACCGGAGGGCCAGGCAGCACCGCAAGGCCGCCAGGGAGGGGGAGCCCGGGAGGAGGCACAGGUCCAAGGGAGCUGAAGGGGAGGUGGAGAAGGGCGAAGACGGGGAGGGUCGGAAGACCAGGCGCCAUCGUCACGGCAAUCAGGAGAGAACCAGAGGACAUCGCUCCAGAAAGGAGCACCACAGCACUGGGCCCAGCCUGUCCACCACGCGGCCCAUCCAGCAACACAAUGAGUACCUGGACAACCUCCGCAACAACAGCAAGCUUGCCUGUCGACCUUACGACCUGCCACCAGACCACCCUGACAACGUCAACAACCUGCUGAACUGCUGCGACGCCGACACCCACACCCUUCUCCGCAGCAUGGACAGCCUGAUCCUGAGCAGCAUGGCCAAACCCGACUACACCAGCAUCGACAUGCCGCCCGUCUACCCCUACCCGUCCACCAACGCCAUCCUGCAAGUGAACAAGAACGCGAACACGGACCAGAAGAAGAGUGAAGAGAAGAAGGAGGACGACGACGACGGGGGAGACGAGGACGGACCGAAGCCCAUGCCUCCUUACAGCUCCUGCUUCAUCAUGUCUACAACCAACCCGUUCCGGAAGUGCUGCCACUACAUCCUGACGCUCAAGUACUUUGAGUUCAGCAUCUUGUCCGUCAUCGCUAUGAGCAGCAUUGCGCUUGCCGCGGAAGACCCGGUGUCGCCAGAUUCACCUCAGAACAACGUGCUGCGCUAUUUUGACUACGUCUUCACGGGCGUAUUCACUUUUGAAAUGCUGAUCAAGAUGGUGGUGUUGGGCUUGUUUCUCCACCAGGGCUCCUACUUCCGUGACCUGUGGAACAUUCUGGACUUUAUAGUGGUUAGUGGUGCUCUGGUGGCCUUCGCCUUCACGGGGAGCAGCAAGGGCAAAGACAUCAGUACCAUCAAGUCGCUACGAGUACUGAGGGUGCUGCGUCCUCUGAAGACCAUCAAACGACUGCCGAAGCUGAAGGCUGUGUUUGACUGUGUGGUCAACUCCUUGAAGAACGUGUUGAACAUCCUGAUCGUCUACAUGCUGUUCAUGUUCAUCUUCGCCGUGGUGGCCGUGCAGCUCUUCAAGGGUCGCUUCUUCUACUGCACGGACGAGUCCAAAGAAUUUGAGCGCGACUGCAGGGGCGAGUAUCUGGUGUACGACAAGGAUGAGGUUAAAGCUCAGAAGCGGGAGUGGAAGAAGUACGAUUUCCACUACGACAACGUGGCUUGGGCCCUGCUCACCCUCUUCACUGUCUCCACUGGAGAGGGGUGGCCGCAGGUGUUAAAGCACUCCGUGGACUCCACUUAUGAGAACCAGGGUCCGAGCCCGGGUUACCGGAUGGAAAUGUCCAUCUUUUACGUGGUGUACUUCGUUGUCUUCCCCUUCUUCUUCGUCAACAUCUUUGUGGCUCUCAUCAUCAUCACCUUCCAGGAACAGGGGGAUAAGAUGAUGGAGGACUAUAGCUUAGAAAAGAAUGAGAGAGCCUGUAUAGACUUUGCCAUCAACGCCAAGCCCCUGACUCGCCACAUGCCCAAGAACAAACUGAGCUUCCAGUAUCGCAUGUGGCAGUUUGUGGUGUCGCCGCCAUUCGAGUACAGCAUCAUGGCUCUCAUCGCGCUCAACACCAUCGUCCUCAUGAUGAAGUUUGACGGCGCCUCAAAGACGUACGACGACGUCCUGAAGAACCUCAACAUCGUCUUCACCACUUUUUUCUUCAUGGAGUCGAUCCUGAAAAUCAUCGCUUUCGGUCCUCUGAAUUACUUCAGAGACGCCUGGAACAUUUUUGAUUUUGUCUCAGUUCUGGGAAGCAUCACUGACAUUUUAGUCACGGAAUUUGGGAACAACUUUAUCAACCUGAGCUUCCUGAGGUUGUUCAGAGCCGCUCGCCUCAUCAAGCUGCUGCGUCAAGGCGAGACCAUUCGCAUCCUGCUGUGGACCUUCGUCCAGUCCUUCAAGGCUCUGCCUUACGUGUGUCUGCUCAUCGCCAUGCUCUUCUUCAUCUACGCCAUCAUUGGCAUGCAGUUGUUUGGGAAUCUGGCACUGGAUCAGGAGGGAGAGAGCGCCAUCAACCAUCAUAACAACUUCAGAACCUUCAUUAUGGCUCUCAUGCUGCUCUUCAGGAGUGCGACGGGCGAGGCGUGGCAUGAUAUCAUGUUGUCUUGUCUGGGGGGCAAAGAGUGCGACCCGGCCUCAGGGAACACAGAGCCGGAAUGUGGCAGCACCUUCGCCUACACCUACUUUGUCUCCUUCAUCUUCCUCUGCUCCUUCCUGAUGCUCAAUCUGUUUGUGGCCGUCAUCAUGGACAACUUUGAGUAUCUUACCAGAGACUCCUCCAUCCUUGGGCCGCAUCACCUGGACGAGUACGUAAGGAUAUGGGCCGAGUACGACCCUGCAGCCUGCGGGCGCAUACAUUAUAAGGAUAUGUACAGUUUAUUGCGAGUUAUCUCUCCUCCCCUGGGCCUUGGCAAGAAAUGCCCGCAUAGGGUGGCCUGCAAGAGGCUGCUGCGUAUGGACCUGCCCGUGGCCGAUGACAACACGGUCCACUUUAACUCCACCCUCAUGGCGCUCAUCAGGACAGCACUGGAUAUCAAGAUUGCCAAGGGUGGUGCAGAUAAGCAACAAAUGGACGCCGAGCUGCGGAAGGAGAUGAUGGCGAUCUGGCCCAACUUGUCACAGAAGACGCUGGACCUGCUGGUCACGCCUCACAAGGCAGCCACAGACUUGACGGUGGGCAAAAUCUACGCCGCCAUGAUGAUCAUGGAAUACUACCGACAGAGCAAGACCAAAAGGCUGCAGGCCAUGCGAGAGGAAGAGGAAGUGGUGGGAUCUCCUUAUUUGAACCAAACGCCAUCAAUGUUUGAGCGCAUGGCGCCGCCCUCUGAGGGAGGCGGCACCGAUGGCCAGGGGGGGCAGGGCCUCAACGGUCUCCCCAGCACCCAGCCGGACAACAUCAACAGCAUACCUUCUGAAGGUGGCAUGACACAGAGCCCGUUGUGGAUGACCACCAAAGCCCAGGAGAUGAUCCAGAAGACGGGUAACUGGAGUCCGGACAGACCUUACCCUGAUGAUCUCCAUGACAACCGGCACAACCCGCAGAAGGUAGAGAUGAGGGAGAUGGGGCGGGACGGGUACUCCGACACCGAGCCCUAUCACACAGUGGAUGGGCAUGGGCGGACCCUCUCCAUGCCCCGCCUCACAGCAGACAACCAACGGAGGAGACACAGACCUCGUGGAAAUAACCUGAGUACCAUCACAGACACCAGCCCCAUGCGGCGCUCCACCUCCAGCCUGGUCCACGGACGCACGGGUCGGGGCGUGAGGCUGGACGACUACUCCCUGGAGAGGGUGGUGUCUGAAGAAGGGCGGCACGGCCGCAGGCACAGGGACCGGAGUCACCGGACCUCCCAGCGUUCACUGACGAGGUACACCGACGCAGACACAGGCCUAGGCACAGACCUCAGCACCACCACACAGUCGGGAGACUUGCCCCCCAAGGAGCGCGAGCGGGACCGCGGCAGGACCAAGGACCGCCGUCACCACCACCACCAUCAUCAUCACCACAGCUCCAUGGACAAAGAACGCUAUGACCGCCACGACUACGCUCACAGGCAUUCCCACGACCGCCACUGGUCCCGUUCACCUAGCGAGGGUCCGGAUGGACGGGGGCACAGACAGGGCAGUAGUUCAGUGAGCGGCAGCCCCGUCCCAUCCACCUCGGGGACCAGCACUCCGCGGAGAGGUCGUCGCCAGCUGCCCCAGACCCCCGCUGUACCCCGUCCGCAUGUCACCUACUCCCCGGCGGUCCGCAAGCCCAGCUACGGUCUUCCCGGCCCGGGACGCCUGCGCUCACCCUCCCCACGACACUUCUCCCCACCAGACCUUGACAGAGGCUACCAACACAGACCCCCGUCACGUCAAGCCUCUCCUCAUCAUGGGGGCUCCUCGUCCAGGCACGGAUCCCCGCGCUCCCCCAGGCACCAGUCCCCACGCUCACCCAUCCACGGUUCACCAAGGUCGCCGCAUCGAGGCCGCUGGAGCGGACCUCCUCUGGGGGAUAGUCUGGAGGGGGACGGGCCCUUUUACGAGCGUGACUACGAGUAUGAGCGGCACCAUGAGCCGCCUGCGUAUGAGCAAAGCCUUUCCCAUGGCAACCCCCACCCGCAUGCGGGCAAUCCCCACCCACACCCUCGCUCACCUAGGACUGCCUGCCACGGGCCCCCUCCGCCCCCUCACCCGCAUCCACGCCGGGUGCCCAAUGGCUAUCGCUCGUCCUCACCUUCUCCACAUCGAAGAGGGCCUCCCGGGGGGCCCCACCCUCACCAUCGCCCCCCACAUGCCCGGGGACCCCGCAAAGGCCUGCAUGAACCUUAUAGCGAGACAGACGAGGACGACUGGUGCUAGCGACCGCAGGCAGUGAGCAAGGAGGAGAACAGCGACCUCCGGUGUUCGGGCCUUGCAUAUGUUGACUUUGAACAAAGCAAAUGUUUGGGGGGGGGGCUUGGACAUCCUCUGGAGGCCUCUGCCUUCAGCUCCUGAACUCUAAAUUUUAGAGAGGACGAGGCAGAGACGAGGAGGUGAUGGUGCUUCUAACAGACUCAGUGACAUGCAGCAGAGAAAAACAUGGAGACGGCCAGGCUAGCAGGACAAGGACAGCUCAGUACUACGCUUCCCAGCUUGAGAUGCAGGCGAAGUCCGGAGCAUGUCGGGUUUUGUUUUUUUCUUAAAAAGAGUCCUGGUCACAGUUUGUGAGGCGUAAACGCUGAUUGGCUGAGUUCUUCUUCUUCAGGUCCGUGGUGUGACUCACUGGCCAGUCUGCUUCGACAAACCCUUGAAGCAGGUGCUUGCUGCUUCCACUUGGAGCGUUUUUAAAUGAGGAACUGAUAAAAAGCCAGAACCCCCUGACCCUUACAUGCCAAGCUUUGCCUCCAGAACUUGAUCACUGAAGAACAAAACAUUAUGAACAAUACAGAGGAAAAAAAAAAGGGGAGAACAACCACUUUUAUCUUAUCUUUUAUCAUUUCCCUUCCAAGGGACAGAACCAGGAAGCUCCGCCUAUUCUGCAAAAACCAGCCAAUCCCAGCGCUGGCUGAUAUUUGAUGAGUUUUAUCAUCUCUGUUUACUGUCAAAGACUCACUCGAACUGCUAUGACAUCACUUCCUGUCUGGUGGGGGACGCUUAUUCAGCCCCUUUGUUGCAGCCUGACAGGAAAUGACAUCACAGGGUUGGACGGGGCGGAGAAGACAAAAGGAAGGAUGAAAGACAAACUUGUUGAGUAUUUCUUCUAUUGAUUACUUCUUGUUCUUCUUGAGACAUUGGAAGCUUGGUUCUUCUGUUGCGUUCGCUGAGUACCUUUUUGGGAGUCCGGUGUUGAUGGAGACCUGCAUGAUCGAUUCAACACUAGACAGGACGACUCACCACGUUUGGGAC
Dunckerocampus dactyliophorus (ringed pipefish) is the source of this 9551-nucleotide messenger RNA. It is a transcript of the gene cacna1ab, whose product is annotated as calcium channel, voltage-dependent, P/Q type, alpha 1A subunit, b. Bases 1206 to 8525 code for a protein of 2439 amino acids. The transcript is spliced from 49 exons. Gene Ontology annotation, molecular function: calcium ion binding; high voltage-gated calcium channel activity. Gene Ontology annotation, biological process: calcium ion import across plasma membrane; chemical synaptic transmission. Gene Ontology annotation, cellular component: voltage-gated calcium channel complex; membrane; neuronal cell body. NCBI's taxonomy places the organism in Eukaryota, Metazoa, Chordata, Actinopteri, Syngnathiformes, Syngnathidae. The record is from RefSeq and is a predicted model, not a curated record.